Colletotrichum siamense is the source of this 1032-nucleotide messenger RNA. RefSeq lists its product as uncharacterized. Gene Ontology annotation, molecular function: protein binding. The transcript has a single exon. Lineage: Eukaryota; Fungi; Ascomycota; Sordariomycetes; Glomerellales; Glomerellaceae. The record is from RefSeq and is a predicted model, not a curated record. Bases 1 to 1032 code for a protein of 343 amino acids.
AUGGGAUUCGACAUCAAAUACUGCUAUUCAUCUUCCCUUCUUCUUUCGGCAAAACGCGGUUCUGUGAGAGGUGUGGCUAAGGCCCUGGCCUAUGGCGCUGACAUCAAUACCCUCGACCGUACAAUUUUUGACUCGGAGUUCAAGGAUGGUAAUGGCUACGAAGCGCCAACAGUCAAGCGAAUACCGACGAAUUCAACCCUGACUGCUCUCCACUGGGCGGCCUUCUUCGGCCAUGCAGAUGUGGUGGCGUUUCUUCUGCGCAAAGGCGCUGAUGUAAAUGUUAGAGCCAAUUUGGGCAUGCAAUGGUGGCCGACAUAUGUUUCAGAUCCAGAUGAGUUUCCCGAUCCUCUUUAUGGAGGCCAUCCUCAGCGCAUAAUGCUCUGUCCAACACAGGACGAUUUUGAACCCUGGUGGAGAGGAGGCUAUUAUGUUUGUGAUGACGCCAGAUAUUGGAUUGGAGCAAGUCCUCUCUUCCUUGCUCUUAAAGCUGUUCAAGACACAGAAAUAGAGAGCUCCUGGCGCACUUGGGUCGAUUCGUGUGUAGAUCCCAUCGUCGAAACUGACAACAGUGGGUGCCGGUUGCGCAUCGCCCGCAUGCUCAUCGACGCGAACGCAUCUCUAAUCACCCGGCUCAGGGGCUCUAUUCACGCGAUUCAUCAGGCCUGCGCAUAUCGAGACUACGAGGUAGUCCGAUUUCUCGUUUGCUCGAUAGGUGUGGAUGUCUCAAUAACAGAUCACGACGGGAACUCGGCUCUGCAUUAUAUGGCGAUGCAUCUGAUCUUCAGUCCACAGGUUAACCGUGACAGGUAUAUCAUCCCACAUCCGAUCGAGCGGCAAAAGCUCAUUGUUCGUUUGUUGCUUGACAAAGGGCUCGACUUGAACUUGAAAAACAAUCGGGGAUUCACGGCCAAAGACAUGGGGCUCGACAUUAUGGACGAAGGGUUGGUAGUGGAGCGUACAUCUCACCCUCGUUAUCCACGUUCUAGAGCUGCAACGCCGUCGCAAAUGGCUGGUAGGAAUCUUGCUAGGUAA